Messenger RNA from Trypanosoma brucei brucei TREU927, 1647 nucleotides. RefSeq lists its product as hypothetical. The transcript has a single exon. The coding region runs from base 1 to 1647 and encodes 548 amino acids. Gene Ontology annotation, molecular function: sulfurtransferase activity; tRNA binding. NCBI's taxonomy places the organism in Eukaryota, Euglenozoa, Kinetoplastea, Trypanosomatida, Trypanosomatidae. Gene Ontology annotation, cellular component: cytosol. The record is from RefSeq and is a predicted model, not a curated record. Gene Ontology annotation, biological process: tRNA wobble position uridine thiolation.
AUGACCGUCUGCUUCAAAUGCAAGUCAGCGUCAGCGGUGGUAUGUAGCCGUGACGGGCCCACUAAAAGUUACUGUUCUUCAUGCUUCACAGAUUUUUGCACCCGCCUCACGCGGGACUCGCUUUUCCGCAAUUGCGGACUACCGUGCGAUGAGCCGGUGGUAGUUGCCGUAUCGGGAGGUUUUAGUUCCAUGAUGCUAUUGCACCAACUCGGGAUACUGCGGACGCAAAAUCGCAUAAGACAAGGUGAAGGGCGUGUGACAUUUGAACUCAUUCCGCUGCACUUACGUGAAGAAGAACUUAUGGCGCCAACCCAGCAGGGCCCCGUUAAUGCGUUUGCGGAUGAAGGUGAUGAUGCCCGUCAGGAAAACGGGAGGUAUUGUCAUACAUUUUCUGAGGUGAAGGAACAGUUUGAAGAACUGGAGUGCCUGGUGCGCACGCAAUGCGAACAGUGGGAAUUUGCAAGCACCCCGCUAUUCACAGCGGAUGAAGUACAGAUCGUGCAGUACAGUGAUUAUUUAUCGCCUGAUGAACUACGUGGACUCCGGGAGGUGUUGCACCACCCGCGUAUUCCGCUUUCGCACCGUGAACUUCUCUACAGGCGAUUGCGUGGACGCAUUCUGACCGUUGCAGCGGUUGAAAGUAUUAACAAAUGGAGGGACAUCCGUCAAGUUUCGGGUCAGUGGUAUCACAUGUUGACGGGCGAGAACGCUCUCCGUUGUUGUGUGGCAACGCUACGAGAGGUAAUGAGCAAUAGCAACAGCAAUCGCAUUGUCCAUUUUGGUGGACAUCGUGGUUUUCUGGGACAGUGCAUGGUGAUGCGGCCGUUACGAAGCCUUAUUCCUCGCGAAGCUGUCAUAUACUGCCGCCUGCACGGCAUCCAAGCAGGGUUUACACCUUCACUCAGUACCUUGACGGCUCUGCGCUCCUUCGAUCGUACCCUCGAAGUUUUUAUUAAUAUCAUGCUGGGUUCCUACCGCACAUCCAUUUUCAAUGUACUGAACACGGUGACGAGACUAGACGUGGGUGCCGAUGCUGAAAUACUGAAUGUUGAUUUGCGCACUGAACAAAGUGGGGGACCGUGUGGGGAAAAUACAAAACAGGCAAAGCGUGUUAUUGCCGGAAAAGCAGCACAACACCACCGCGAGCAGUUAAAGAUGAGGCGACCCAUUUGUUGCCUAUGGGAAGGCGCCGACAUCAAAGGAGAGGAGGAGGCAGAGGAAAAUGGCGAAGAAGGGAAAUUGAGUAACCAGUCGCGGCGAUUAUGUCUUGUUUGUGGAUGUUUCAUCAUUUGUGCGGAUGAACACCCGGUAACGUUGCGAUUUGGUCGGCGAUUUGUGUGUGAAAGCUGUCUCCAAUUAAUGAAUGAUUUCGCCAACACACGCCGCGCCGAAGCGGGAACUGAGAGUGAGCGAAUAUUAACGGAUCCUGCCGUUCACUCCGCUGUUACCACCGGUCCCGGAACUAUGCUUAGUGCUUUCGAGUCACUUACCACCACAAUGCAAAUGUUGGUUGCAGUAACAGGUAAUUCGCCUUCUCUCGCUGGGAAUGACGGUACUGGUGAGGAUCGAUGCGUGCGACGGCGCCUCAGUGCUCACGGCGCAGAAGAGUACAUCUUACAGACAGAUGAUGGUGAGAAAGACAGUUAA